AUGGCCUCUGCCGCCGCGUCGCUGGCCCUGGAGCUGGGAUGUGAUGCGCGCUUGGCGGCCGCUGCAUUGAAGGUUUGUGAGGGCCAUCCUCCAACAGCAGCCGAGGUGAUCAGAGACGGCCUGGCAAACCCCAUGCAGCCCUACGCAGAAGCACUGGCUCCUGGACCAUGUCAUGGGGAUGCCGUCUUUCGACAUCCCUGGGUGCAAGCCCUUCUUGAGACAGCGCGUGGCCGGGUGCGACAGGCUUUGGAUGAGCAGCCAGGGCGGCCGGAUGAUAAAUGGCUGAUUUGUAUCCGGACCUACGGGCGGCCAGGCGUCAGAUGCCAACAAAGCGAGCUUCAUCGAUUCCUCCACAGCAUCUUCGGCAAGGGGGAGGCUGGCCUGCUGGAAAGAAAGCUGAAAUCUGCCAAUCUGGGUUUGCCGGACUUGAGAAGGUUGGCCAGGAAUCCCUCUCACAAGUUUCAAGACGACCUGAAACAGGCCGGUGUGAAGAGAUUGCACCUCAAGACGGCCAAGACGCUGGCUGAGAAGGCACAGCAGCAUUGGGAGAUCCGGGAAAAAAAGCUUCGUAGUGCGGACAAGGGUCUGCGUGAGUUGACCCUUGCUGCUUUGGAGUUGGCCCUCGGCCCAGAAGCAUACAAGCAUUGUUUGAUCUUCGUGUCCCACACGGAUGAUGCCUGGAUCUCUGGCGCUUAUUCUGCUGCACUCGCUGGCACGAAGUGGGAAGGCCGACUGGUGGUCGGCGCGCAUCUCCAGGUUCGUUUCAUAGAGGAGGCCUCUCCACUAGGAAGUCACAUCGUGGUCAUGGACGACAACAUCGAGAAGCUGAUCGUGGAAAUUCCAGACGAUGCCGUCGUCGCUGAGCAGAAAGCGGCAGGUAUCAUCGAGUGCUGUACACGAUCCCUGAAGAAGGGAGACUGUAUCAGCCCAUUGUGGGGCACUGGCCUGACCACCGUAGAGGAAUCAGACCUCAUGUGUUUCCUGCGUGGAGUUUGCCCAGAAAUUGCAAAGAAGACUCUAGGUGUCGAAGAACUUCUCCGUAAAGCGAAGGUCACAUCUCUCGACGUGUUCAAGGCUUUGCCUGCGCAACGAAUGGAUACUGUUCUUACGGCCAUAGGUUUGUCAAAGAGGAAGCGAAAGAGAUGCCAUGAAGCCGCAGCCGGGGACACUGACGAAUAUUCGAAGAUACCGCCCAGACUGCUGGCACUGCCCUCCAAGAAACCCAAGCGAUGCGCAGCUGACAAGGAGCCGGAGCUGUCCCAGCUGGUAAAGCGCGCUGGGUGCGAAAUGCGGAAACGUGGUCUGCAUCUGUGGGGUGUGAAUCCCUCUAGAAAUCAAUACUUCUUGAGGAACAAAGGUGAUGAUCUUCGCAUGAAGGCCGCAAAGACAGGUGUUUUUCAGGACUACUCGCAGAGGCUGGGCCUGGUUUACGGUGCCUGGUUCGGUUUCCGAGUGACACACUAG
Symbiodinium necroappetens is the source of this 1464-nucleotide messenger RNA. The record is from the annotation of a GenBank genome assembly. NCBI's taxonomy places the organism in Eukaryota, Dinophyceae, Suessiales, Symbiodiniaceae.